CUGUAUACUAAAUCAUAUGUAAUUGUAUUGUAAUAAUAGUGUUAUUGACUGUAGUGUUGUGUGGCGUACGUGAGUCUAAAGUAGUCUAUAAUAUCAUAUGUAUUGAUAUGAAUGAGUGUUAAAUCAAUGUUAUUGUAUUGAAAACAGUUGAGACAUAUAGUGUGCAAAAUGGCUGUCUAUUACUCUAUUACUCUAUUACUUGAAUUGUGUUUAAUUGCAAUCAAUUUACAUAUGAUUUAAACCAUUCAACUAUAACUACAAUCACUUAAACUAAUCAAUCAAUUAAUUAAUGAAUUAUCAAACUAUUGUUAUAUCAGUUAUUGAUUGAAUAGUAUAUCAAUUGAAUGAUUGAGUGAUUAAAUAAUUGUCUUGUUUUGCCACUCAAAGACAUUUAUCACUUAAUUUUCUUUACUAUUAUCUUAAAUGUUGUCAAUUAUUAUGAAUUUCUUGACAUGUCUUGCAAUUAAAGAGACCUUUUGGUAGCAUUUUAAUUGACUUUUGAAUCAUUUUUCAACCAUAAGUUGUGACAUAUUUUGUUGAAAUACUUGACUUAUAAUAACAAUGGGUUUAACCGAUAACUCGACGGCAAUACCAAGGAUUAUGGUGUUUAGGCCAACCAUUGAAGAAAUGAAGGACUUCUCGAAGUACUUGGAGUAUAUGGAGAGUCAGGGCGCACACAAAGCUGGUCUCGCAAAGAUCAUACCUCCAGCCGAAUGGAAACCACGAAAGAAAGGUUACGAAAACAUUGAUCUCAUGAUAAAAGCUCCGAUUCAACAGGUGGUGACCGGAGGACAGGGACUCUAUCAACAAUACAAUAUUCAGAAGAAAGCUAUGUCUGUAAAAGAGUUCAAAAAAUUGGCCAAUAGUUCCAAAUAUCAGACGCCUUCUUAUUUUGAUUACGAAGAUUUGGAGCGCAAGUAUUGGAAGAACGUUACAUUCAAUCCGGCCAUAUAUGGAGCCGAUGUUUCGGGAACACUAACCGACGAGGAUUGCAAAGAGUUUAACAUUAAUAACUUGAAUACAUGUCUUGAUAUGAUUAACGAGAGUUAUGGCAUUAAGAUAAUGGGCGUCAAUACGGCAUAUCUUUAUUUCGGAAUGUGGAAGUCGGCCUUUGCCUGGCAUACGGAGGAUAUGGAUCUCUAUUCUAUUAAUUUCUUGCAUUUUGGUGCUCCCAAGUCAUGGUAUUCAAUACCUCCAGAACACGGCAAAAGAGUGGAACGACUGGCCAAUGGUUUUUUCCCCAAUAGUUACAAACAAUGUCCAGCUUUUUUGCGCCACAAAAUGACUUUGAUAUCACCACAAGUAUUGAAGAAGUACUCGAUUCCAUUCAAUAAAAUUACUCAAGAAGAGGGAGAGAUUAUGAUAACAUUUCCCUAUUCAUAUCACGCCGGAUAUAACCAUGGAUUCAAUUGUGCAGAAUCUACCAAUUUUGCACUUCCGCGUUGGGUUGAGUUUGGUAAACGGGCUCUUAGAUGUGUUUGUCGAUCAGAUUCAGUUCAAAUAAGUAUGGAAGCAUUUGUCAAGAAGUAUCAACCCGAUAGGUAUGAGCUAUGGCUUCAAGGAAAGGAUAUUGGACCCGAUCCUAAAGAUUUGACUCAUAUAUGUGCAGCACCGGCACCUUCCAAAUAUGAAAAAGACAUUAUGUCUAAAUUUAAUAAACACAAAAGACAUCCGACUCAUAAAAAGGAUUAUUCUUCAGAUACGGAAGAGGACAGUGAUUGUUGUGAUGAGUUAUUACAAGACUGUGCACUUCCUACAAAAGCCGCCCGAAAAAUGUUUGAAAACGGCACCGAAAGUGAUGUCAUGAACUUAGAAAUAGCAGCACCUAAUAUACCAUCAAUCAGUUCCGAUACAAUCUCAUCAAUGCCUAAACCUCCGACUAUUUCAGAGACAAUUCAUAGAUUACACCAGAAUCUAAAUUCUUCUAAAGAGAAAAAAGAUAAGAAACGCAAAAAGACUUCACACGAAUCAACAGUUCCGCCACAUUUGUUGACGCAUUCAUAUGCAAAAUCUUGUGUCUCGUCGUGUACUCAACCAAAAACACAACCCAACAGUGAAUUUAAUCAAUAUUUACAAAAUGAUUCAAAUGUUUCACAAAUUACUAAAUCAUUUACAAAUAUAAAAUCUGAAAGCAGUAAUACUUCUUCAAACUUUCAUUCAUAUACCAGUAGUUAUAAUACAGUUUUGUCACCAUUAAUAAGCCCACAAAUUAAUGGAGUUAUUGAAGAUAAAAUGCAAACAAAUACAAAGGGAAGCGAAUUAAUGAUCAACUUAUCCAAUCAACAGAUGAUAUAUCAACCGCCACCACAAAUAAAGCCCUAUUAUGAAGAAUGUUUAGCCGAUGAUCACAAACCUUCAGCACAGCCACCAAUACUUAAAGCACCCGAUUUGUAUGAUAAUAACAAUAAAACAUAUUUAUUGAAUAAUGAUUUGAAUGGCUUGAAAUUGCCAAACGGGUCAGUCAUAUGUAACGGUGCGCUCAAUAAUAUGGUUGAGGCCAGCACUUCAACUGAUGAUCUCGAGAUUGCUUUUGAUGCUAACUCUUCAUUGCAAACAAGUUCAACAAAUAAUAAAAAUACCGUAUUAGACAACUUAAUACAGAAUAACUAUCAAUAUAUUCCAUUAAUUGCUGGUACAAUACCCCAGGGCUUUAUCGAUGAAAUUAAGUUCAAUGUCUGUAUGUCAACAUUAAGUCCCUACUGUGCCAUUUGUACACUACUAAAGCCGUAUGAAAAUGAUUCAAAAUAUAACCUCUCGGAGCUGGAGUGUUGGUAUCCACCAAAAACAAGUCAAAUAUUAAUACCAAGUAUUGCUUUCACAUCAAAAGUUAAAGAUGAGACCACUUUUUUGGAAACCAGGGAAACUUCGCCACUAAUCGUUUGUAUGGAUUGCAGAGUGUGUGUACACUCGGUAUGUUAUGGUGUUUCCGAUCUGUUGUUUGAUGGAAGUGAACGCAACUGGAAGUGCGAUAGAUGUAUGCAAAAACAGUAUUUUGCUUUUUGCUCUUUAUGUCCAUUAAGAGGUGGUCCACUAAAAGAAACUAUUGAAGUAUCGUCUGAAAAGAAAUGGGUGCACAUCUCAUGUGCAUUACUUGUACCGGAUGUCAAGUUUAUAAACGGAAUCGCGAAGAAACCAAUCGAUUUAUCAGAUAUUAAAAUAACAAGAAGAACAGAUAAAAUGGGUUGUGUUUAUUGUCGUAAAGUAAAUCCCGAUAAUAAAAUGGUUGAAUAUUUUAAUGGUUAUUGUGUUCAAUGCGUAAAGUGUUUUACCUCAUUUCACGUGACAUGUGGUCAUCGACAUAGAGUAACCUAUGAAGCGGGUGAUUGGCCGACACCUAUUGUCAUCAAAUGCAGAAAGUGUUCCGAUUCGACAAAUAAUAAAAAAAGAAAAUCUUUAGAUCGACUAUUAAGUGAUGUAAAUAUUAAUGAAAUAGUGAUUGCAAAACACAAGAAUCAUCGGUUUUAUAGAGGAAAAGUAUUGGACAAAGUGGAACAGGUGUUGCACCAUGUUCAUUUUGUUGAUAACUCAUUCACCAAUUAUGUUAAACCAUCAGAUAUUUUGAACAGGGACUGUGAGAGGGAUCCUCCAGAUAUAGGCGAUCCAAUUGAAGUGAUUUGGAAUAGAGAACAACUUCACGGCAAAUAUACUGGAAAUCAUAGUUGUCUUAUGUAUGUCAUUGCUUUUGAUGACGAAUCACGUAUUAAAACUAAAAGAGAAGACUUUUAUUUAUUGACUGAAGAUCUACCGAAACGGGUUAAAGACAAAUUGUCUGAAGCAACGCAAGCAACUCAUAGACAAUAUAUUCAAAGUGAAGAAAGCAAUUCACUUGAUUAG
Oppia nitens is the source of this 3834-nucleotide messenger RNA. Its product is annotated as lysine-specific demethylase 4C-like. The transcript is spliced from 9 exons. Gene Ontology annotation, molecular function: histone H3K9 demethylase activity; histone H3K36 demethylase activity. The record is from RefSeq and is a predicted model, not a curated record. Lineage: Eukaryota; Metazoa; Arthropoda; Arachnida; Sarcoptiformes; Oppiidae. The coding region runs from base 562 to 3834 and encodes 1090 amino acids. Gene Ontology annotation, cellular component: nucleus. Gene Ontology annotation, biological process: chromatin remodeling.